Messenger RNA from Fukomys damarensis (Damara mole-rat), 1674 nucleotides. It is a transcript of the gene Il33, whose product is annotated as interleukin 33. Bases 182 to 973 code for a protein of 263 amino acids. NCBI's taxonomy places the organism in Eukaryota, Metazoa, Chordata, Mammalia, Rodentia, Bathyergidae. Gene Ontology annotation, molecular function: cytokine activity. The transcript is spliced from 9 exons. Gene Ontology annotation, biological process: positive regulation of inflammatory response; positive regulation of cytokine production. The record is from RefSeq and is a predicted model, not a curated record.
AUCUCCCUCCUCAGGCCAUUUGGUUCUCUGCCAAACUUUCUGUAAUAAAAAGAGUCUUCAGGCUCUCUGAACAGACAGAAAAAGCAAGCGGGGAAAUCACAGCAAGAUCGCAAGUGCUGACUACAGGGAAUCACACCAUCUGAGAUUGGACCUUCAUAUUUACAGUCUAGAGGCCUGAAAAAUGAAGCCUAAAAUGAAGUAUUCAACCUCUAAAAUUUCUUCAGCAAAGCUGAACAGGAGAGGUGACAAAGCCCUGAUAAAAUCAUGCAGACAACGAAAAUGCCAAAAGAAGGCUGAAGAAAUCUGCCACGAGUACUACAUGAAGCUACGCUCUGGGCUUACCAUAAAAAAGAAAGCCUGCUACUUUAGGAAAGAAAUCACCAAACGAUGUUCACUAAAAACAGGUGGAACACACAAACAACAGUAUCAGCUACUUGCCUAUGAACAGCCUAUCAUGAAAAACUCUGUCCUUAAAGUAUAUGAGAUCCAAGAGCAUAAAGCAUCAGAUAUGCCAAGUAUUGGAGAAUCUUGUGCUUCCCUAAGUACAUACAAUGAUCAAUCCAUUAGUUUUGUUUUGGAGGAUGGAAGUUAUGUGAUCAAUGUUGAAGACUUGGGCAAAGACCAAGAAAAAGACAAGGUACUAUUGCGUUACUAUGAGUCUCAGUAUCCCUCAAGUGAAUCAGGUGACGGUGUUGAUGGCAAGCUGUUAAUGGUAAAUUUGAGUCCUACAAAAGACACAGACUUCUCGUUGCAUGCCAACAAGAAGGAGCACUCUGUGGAGCUCCAAAAAUGUGAAACCACAUUGCCAGACCAGGCUUUCUUUGUCCUUCAUAAGGAGUCCUCUGAAUUCGUUUCAUUUGAAUGUAAGAGUAAUCGUGGAACAUACAUAGGAGUAAAAGAUAAUCAUCUUGCUCUAAUAGAAGGAAAGAAUCCAAGUAGUGAGAAUAUCAUGUUUAAGCUCUCUCAGAUUUAAUAUGAUGGAAAGCUGUGGGUCGGGCAUGAGCAAUUCAAAUGCUGUCAUUGGAGUAGGGAUAAGAAUGCUGUAUAAGAUUUUUCUUAUAUGUGUAAAAAUAUUUUUUCUAAUCCUGAAGUUCUGUCUUUAUUUCAUUCUGUAUCACUACAAUGUUUAAUAAAAGUAUGAAUUCAGUAUUGACUUUAAAAAACCUUGCUGACUUUUAAAGAAUGGAGUCACAACAUAUGUUAGGGCACCCAAGUAGCAGGAGAUCCAAGUAUCAUGGCAGAGUGAAGUCCUCUAACCUAUGAGGACUGAAGAGAGACAUAAAAUUAACUUUUAAAUAUUAACUGGUAUACUAUGCAUGCUAUGCUAUACUAUGGCCUUCUGAUACUGGUUUCCAAAGAUCUAUGACUUCUGACAGACUCCAUCAUGCUGGAUAAAAUUUCUUCUAAUCUUUGCUUCUUGUGUGUACAAGUCUUCUUUUUGUCCAGCUUCUCAAAGAUUCUGCUCACUGUGGAAUUUAAUUUCUGUCCCUUCUUUAGUUAUUAUGACCAACAUAUCCUUAAUAUAUCUCUUGCACCUCAUUUUGUCUGACCUCUACAAGCUCUACCUGACAUUGUAAAAUUUUAUAUACACCUACUUAUAUACACCUACUGAAGACAACAUUUUCAAAAAAAUUUUAUUGAGUAUAUUGGUAGUUUUUAGGUAUACCUUAUGAU